AUGGCUCAAGACGCUCAAGAUUUGCCUAUAGUAUCAGACACAAAGUCAUCCAACCUGAACCGCGAACCGACUGUCGCUGGAGGUGGUACAAGGAUAGCCUCCGGCAUCGUCGACAAUGGCGAGACUCAAUUGACUGACGAGCCAGAACAACAUGAUAUUACUGCUCAUCCGAAUGGCUCUGAGGGUUGGCUUCCAGCCACCGACCUCCCGCCUCCUUCCGACGGGGCGACCUCACCCUCUUUCCAGCCUGCACGAUCAGGUUCCGUCCUCAAGAAAAGGCGACCUGGCUCUAUCGCGUCCAGAGCUUCUUCAGUGCGCGGCGGAGUAAUUUCCGAUGGCGUCGAAAGAAAUAGGUCCACGCGUAGCGUGGAAUCUACCCGCUCUCGACGCACCAUGCUCACCAACGCAGACGGUAAACCUGUCAACGGAUCCGCAUUCAUUAACGGAGCCGGUAUCACUGGCCCUUCUGCCACUGCCACCGCCGAUGAUUCUUUGCAUCAACGUAUGCAGAGUGCUGACGACGCCCUGACCGGGAAACAGAAGAAGAAAAUCGGAAAGGUAGAAGUCAAACAGAGCCAACGACUUUCCAAGGUCAUCAAGUCAGAAAGCAAAGUCGAGAAACAGUCGAUGGAUAUCGCCAUUCAGGAACUUGGCGAAUUACAGAAAGUCCAGAAGUCAUUGGUCAAGCGCGAAUCCAAGGCUCACACUGCACAUACAAAGGCCCUCACCGCAUUCCAUAAAGCCGAAGAAGCAUAUUUGGCAGCGAGGACCAAGUAUGAGAUCGCCCAAGCCGCAAUGCAAAGCGAGGCGGAAACCUUGGAGGUCGCACGUAAUAACGCUCGACAAGCCACAGAAAAUAUGCAAGAAAAAGCAACCGAGGUUGAUGGUUUGAGGAAAAUAUUUGGUGUGGAUGAACGCGAGAGGGAAGUCAUGCUGACGGAUUUAAAAGGCAAACCGAAGGAUGGAAAAGGUAGUGGCUUUUGGAGGUGA
Molecule: messenger RNA, 990 nt
Organism: Lentinula edodes (shiitake mushroom)
Lineage: Eukaryota; Fungi; Basidiomycota; Agaricomycetes; Agaricales; Omphalotaceae
Exons: 4
Coding region: 1-990 (329 amino acids)
Source: RefSeq, a predicted model, not a curated record